Rana temporaria (common frog) is the source of this 1909-nucleotide messenger RNA. RefSeq names its product leucine rich repeat containing 30 (gene LRRC30). Gene Ontology annotation, molecular function: protein binding. The record is from RefSeq and is a predicted model, not a curated record. The transcript has a single exon. The coding region runs from base 320 to 1201 and encodes 293 amino acids. NCBI's taxonomy places the organism in Eukaryota, Metazoa, Chordata, Amphibia, Anura, Ranidae.
UCCUAUAGAGCUACAGGAAGUGACAGUGGCAGCUGGCUUGGCGUGUCGUUGUACUUGUGUGUUCAGCAGUUUCAUGAACAAGUGUGUUGGCACUUUCAGAAAACAAGCUCUGCUCACUCAGCCUGGGAAACAAAAUGAAUAGAAGACAAAAACUCUUCAGUUCCAUAAUUUUGUCCAUCCUUUAUGCAAGCAAAUCCUCUUCAGUUAACCACUUUUCUGUUUCAAUGAUUCAUCAUCACUACAGACAUCACUGUAGACACCAAAUAAAGCUGGACCUAACAAACGUUUAACCCUCCACAGAUCUUAUUUUUGGUCAACCAUGGGAAUUUCGUUCUCAAGCCAGAUUUCCAAGACCAAGAAAACUGGUGGUCAUAAAUUGCAAAAAGAGCAGGCGUUGCCUAGUCCAAUUUCCGAUUCUGAUCCAAAAGCAAAAAAAGAGCCUGUAAACUUUAACUUUGUUUUAAAGAAUGCUGCUGAGGUCCCCAGCUUCAUUUGGCAUAUGACUAAACUUGAAAAACUCAAUCUGUCACACAACAGGUUGCCUAAACUUCCUCCUGCAGUGGCCAAAAUGGAACACAUAGCAGUGCUCAAUUUAAGUGGUAACAGAAUUGUUCAUCUUCCCAAGGAAAUCGGACUCUUGAGGAACCUCAAAGUUCUUUUUGUCAACAUGAAUUAUCUGUGUGAGAUGCCAGAGGAACUGAGUUUAUGUAGAAAUUUGGAGGUACUCAGCCUAUCACAUAAUUUCAUAUCAGAACUUCCUGCAACAUACAGAGACCUAUUCAAGUUAAGAAAGCUAAAUCUGAGCAAUAACUGGAUAGUGAACAUUCCUUCGUGUGUCUUCCAGAUUAGGACUCUGGAUUUUCUGCACCUGGGAGCAAACAAAAUUGAAAACAUUGCAGAGAGUAUUAGAUGUCUAGAGAGCUUAAAGAUUCUGAUUAUUGACAAUAACAAGAUUAGUGCGUUGCCUCGAUCUAUUUGUUUAUUGACCUCUUUGGAACUCCUAAAUUUGGAUUAUAACAACAUACAAACACUUCCGAAUGAUCUGUUUUUAUUAGAAAGACUAAGUCGAAUUGCAUGGAACCCAGUCGAUAAGGGUCUUCAUAUACAAAACAAUCCUUUAGUUAAGCCCUUAUCAAAAGUUGUAGAUGGGGGAAUAGAUAUGCUAUUCAGUUAUCUUAAAGACUUAAAAAAAUUAACCUGAAUAUUAAUUUUAUAGGAUAUAAAGAACUGUAACUCCUCCUAACUGGCAUACAAAUAUAGAAAUGUACUAAUUACUUUUCAAGGUUUCCAUUUAGAAUUGUUGAGCAAAAGUACCAGAUAGACAGGCUUUGUUAUUGUAUAGUUAUUGUAUAGUUGUAUAGUUCUCAAAAAUGUUAUCAAAUAUAUUUACUGUAAAAUUCAGAUUACAGAAUCUGCUAUAUUUACACAUAAAUAAUGUUGAGAAUAAGCAUUAUACAUUUAAAAAGCCUUUGAAAUCCCACUUUGAUACCUUAUUGCAGGAAUGUACAGUAUAUUUCAAUUUAGGAUGAAAAUGUAUGCUGUUAAGUAGAAAGGGUGAUUUUUAAAUAGUAAAAAUGUAUUUGUCUAAUAGCUGCUGUUAUAGCUGUAGUGCAGGUUGUAAAAUGUAUGCUUUUUCUAAUAUAGUUUUAAUUUACUUAUUUUGUAGUGAAAUAAUAUCAUCAUAUACAAUAUGCCAUGCGAACAGGGUUCUCUUGCUGUAUGUACUGUAGUGCCACCUACUGGAAAAAUUUAAAAUUGCCUUAUUGAUUAUGAAAGAAACUAGUGCUGCAAAAAAAUAUAGGCUGCUGCUAUUGCUGUUCUCCCUAUAUAAAAAGCUUUUUGUCUUGUUAUCCAGCAGAUCUAAUUAAAGCGGAUCUCCCACGCAAAAACUUUUUUUUUUUAAGGGCUA